Messenger RNA from Lynx canadensis (Canada lynx), 966 nucleotides. RefSeq names its product siah E3 ubiquitin protein ligase family member 3 (gene SIAH3). Gene Ontology annotation, molecular function: ubiquitin conjugating enzyme binding; ubiquitin protein ligase activity. Bases 101 to 904 code for a protein of 267 amino acids. Gene Ontology annotation, biological process: multicellular organism development; proteasome-mediated ubiquitin-dependent protein catabolic process. The transcript has 2 exons. NCBI's taxonomy places the organism in Eukaryota, Metazoa, Chordata, Mammalia, Carnivora, Felidae. Gene Ontology annotation, cellular component: cytoplasm. The record is from RefSeq and is a predicted model, not a curated record.
GGAGCGGAGUGUCUCAGAGGCUGUGCUCCUUCCAGAGCCCAAGGACUUACCAGCUUCUUCCCGCUGCCUUCCUGUGCCAACAACCCCCCCAAAAGUUGUGAUGCUUUUCUUUACCCAGUGCUUUGGGGCUGUGUUAGAUCUCAUUCACCUCCGCUUUCAGCACUACAAGGCUAAACGGGUUUUCGCCGCCGCUGGGCAACUUGUCUGCGUUGUAAACCCCACGCACAACCUAAAGUAUGUGUCCAGCCGACGCGCCGUCACUCAGAGCGCACCAGAGCAAGGCGGCUUCCCCCCUCACCACCUCACCCACCACCACCGCCCCCACCGCCCCCACCACCACCUCCGCCACCACGCCCGCCCCCACCGCCUCCGCCACCAGGAGGCGGGGCUGCACGCCGCCCAGGGGACACCCUGCACGUGCCCCUUGUUCUCCUGCCAGUGGGAAGGCCACCUGGAGGUGGUGGUGCCCCACCUGCGGCAGAUGCACAGGGUUGACAUCCUCCAGGGAGCGGAGAUAGUCUUCCUGGCCACGGACACGCACCUCCCCGCCCCAGCCGACUGGAUCAUCAUGCACUCCUGCCUCGGCCACCACUUCCUGCUGGUGCUCAGGAAACAGGAGAGGCACGAAGGGCACCCCCAGUUCUUUGCCACCAUGAUGCUGAUCGGGACCCCCACCCAGGCCGACUGCUUCACCUACCGCCUGGAGCUCAACAGAAACCACCGGCGUCUCAAGUGGGAGGCCACCCCCCGGUCCGUUCUCGAGUGCGUGGACUCGGUGAUCACCGACGGGGACUGCCUCGUCCUCAACACCUCCCUGGCCCAGCUCUUCUCCGACAACGGCAGCCUCGCCAUCGGCAUCGCCAUCACCGCCGCCGAGGUCUGCUCCGCAGAAGCCGAGGUGUGAAGCCAGAGGCCAACGGACGUUCCCGCACGGCCCCCCCUCCGCCGAGACACUCCGCCUGUGGC